This is a messenger RNA of Marmota flaviventris (yellow-bellied marmot), 942 nucleotides long. RefSeq names its product rhox homeobox family member 2B. Gene Ontology annotation, molecular function: DNA binding; DNA-binding transcription factor activity, RNA polymerase II-specific. The record is from RefSeq and is a predicted model, not a curated record. Gene Ontology annotation, biological process: regulation of DNA-templated transcription. NCBI's taxonomy places the organism in Eukaryota, Metazoa, Chordata, Mammalia, Rodentia, Sciuridae.
AUGGAGCCUCCUCAGGGCCACAGUCAUGAUGCCGGCAGCUUGCUCAGCCUAGGAGCUGAGGAAAAUGGGGAAGAACAGCUUGGUCCGUUCCUGGACCGGAUGAGUGCUUUAGUGAUCUCCAGAAAGCGAACAUUUCCUGGCCGAGGCGAGUGGACGGAUUCUGUCCCCCAACCCCCGCCGCCCUCGUAAGAAGAGGAAAGAGAAGAAGAGGAAGGAGAAGAAGGCCAUGUUGGCGCCAGUGCUCAGGGCCCAAUUGACGACAGGAACCUUGAGGGUGGUGGCGCCUACAGUGGUGAUGAGGAGCACCAGCUGCAGCAGGAGGAGGGAACCCCUGAGGAUGAGGGCGAUGGGAGUGUACUGUCUGCAGACUUGCAGCAGCUCUAAGAGCACACCAGGUUCACCCCAGGGCAAUUGCAGGAAUUGGAGAGCAUUUUCCAACGCAAUCAAUACCCCAACGGCCCAGUGAGAAAGGAGAUUGCAAGACAGAUGGGUGUGACUGAAGCCAGAGUGCAGGUUUGGUUCAAGAACAGGAGAGCCAGGUGGAGGAGACGACAUAGGGCACCAAGAUUCAGAAAUGUGCCCUUCAUGUGCCCAGGCCACCCUGUCACCAUAAUCUCGAGUGGCCCCUAUAAUACCAUGUUCAUUCUGAAGCCAGAUGGGACAUGGGUUCGUCUGGAGCCACUGCUGCUCUGGUCGCCCCUGUUUCCCCUGCCACCCAUGAUGCCUCUGCCACCCAUAAUGCCUGUGCCGCCCCUGAUGUACCUGCCUCCUCUGAUUCGCCUGCCGCAUCUGAUUCACCUGCCACCCCUGACACCCUUUCCUCACCUGUUCUUGCCUCCUCUACCUUUGUUUCUCCCGCCUUUGCCUCCUUUUGGCCUGGCUUCAUUUAACUUGGUCUCUAUUGUCAUUGCCAACAAUUCAUUUGUACUCCCCAUUUACUGA